This is a messenger RNA of Beauveria bassiana ARSEF 2860, 2079 nucleotides long. RefSeq names its product R3H domain-containing protein. Lineage: Eukaryota; Fungi; Ascomycota; Sordariomycetes; Hypocreales; Cordycipitaceae. The record is from RefSeq and is a predicted model, not a curated record. Bases 1 to 2079 code for a protein of 692 amino acids. The transcript is spliced from 5 exons. Gene Ontology annotation, biological process: galactose metabolic process. Gene Ontology annotation, molecular function: nucleic acid binding.
AUGGAUACUACACAAAGAUCUCUUGCGACCGACCCCGUCGUCGUCGUUGGCGCAUCGCACAUACCAAAGUCAGUUGCCAUGCCGAUGAAGCAGCAACCCGCCGGCAUCCAUGCGGCUGCUGCAUCCUUAAGCAAUCUCAACUUGAAUCCGCACCUCUCGAAUGCCGGCGCCGCGGACAAGCUCCCGAUUAUACAAAGAAUCGACUCCAGCUCCGACUCAGGGACUAAGCCUCCCAGUCUCGACGGCAAAAGCAUCACAUCAGGAACCACUUUCGCGCUGGAUGAAAAGGAGUCUCUUCGUCCAGAUGACAGUGCAAGUGUGCAAGCGGCGGCUGAGGAUGACGAUGCCGCAUCUCUUGUUGCUGGGUCGCGGCUGGGCUCGGAGGCGGCUGCUAGGGCCAGAGCCCGGCCUGCCAUUGCCAUGGGAAGCCAUGUUGCUGGUCUUCUCACCCCACAAAGCACAUCCUCGGAGCAACAAGUUGUAAAUGGCGCUGCGCUACAGCUUGGUGGUGAGGUUGGAUCGUCUGAUGCGCUCAACGUCAUCUACCGUCAAGCGCCCGAUGAUAAGCUCCUCGAUGCGCUGGCUUCGCCGCGCGAUCGCUUCUUCUUAUUGCGGCUCGAAACAGACGUGAUAAAUUUCGUCGAAAACUCCAAAGAGCCUUAUAUGGACCUACCACCAUCCAAUUCCUUCUGCAGAAUGUUGACCCACAAACUAGCAGACUACUACCAUAUGACGCAUUCUUACGAACCGCAUAUCGGGUCUGUUCGGAUAUUCCGAACACCAUUCUGUCGGGUUCCGGCGUCGCUGGCACAGAUGGUUCCGGCGCCGGCCCCAUCCUCCAGCAACACGCCACCGCCUGCAGUCUUGCCGCGAAAGAUUAUGCGACGCGGACAAGAAGGCGAUAGUGCUGCGGCUAGCGCCAGCCCCUCCAAGGCUGCUUCUGAGACUGGUAGUGAUGCAAAGCAGCCUGCUAACCAAAAGCUUUCCCGGGAGCAGCGCGAGGAAGCGUACAAGGCCGCCAGAGAGCGAAUCUUUGGAAGCUCCGAGGAUAGCCCCGCAGCGGACAAUGACGCAGAAGUUGGCAUGUCUAGAACGAGCUCUGCGUCCGCUAAUAGGUCAAACUUGGGCAAGCGUGGAAAGGCAUCCAAGCAGCGCCGCGAUUCGGAUGGCUUCGACUCUCGACACCAGUACCAGCCUUACUGGGGACCUCAGCAACAAACAUGGGUGCCGCAACCGCAAACGCAAUAUGGACCACCCGGUGCGCUGUAUGCUACCGCUGGACCGUCUAACUACCAGGUUCCGCCGAAUUAUACGCAACCAGGGCCAACCUAUGGCCCGGUCCCUGCCAUGCCACCCAAUGCCGGAUAUCCUGCCUAUCCUCCCGCACCGUAUCCCGCUGGAGGAAGCCCUGUAGUGUACGCACCGCAGCCGCAAAUAGUGCCGAAUACACCAUCUCAUGGGUGGCAGCCUACUUACAACGCGCCUGGGCCCUACCCGCCGCAGGGUCCUCCUCCACCUGGAGCACCGCAGGGUUCUAACCAAAGCCCCGGCCCGCUCUACGGCCCUGGUGGGAUCCCCUACGCAUUCGGGCAAUUACCCGCAAACGCCAACCCGCAUGACCCCAAAAGCCAGCACCCCAUCCCAGGUAGCUAUAACCGAAACCAUGGCUUUAACCCCAAGACACAAUCAUUUAGCCCUGGAGUGCCCAUGGCUCCUGUUCACGCACCGCAGCCGCCAUUUACUGCACCCGGAUCGCAUCAUAGCAGCCCUCAAAUCGGCACACCGCCUCAUCUGGCUUACACGGGUUAUCAGCCCCCAAUGCCUCCUCCAUACGGUGGUGCGUACGGCAUGGCCAGACAAGGCUCCAAUAACUCAAUCCCAUCGUACCACGGCCCUCCUCAGGGCACGCCUCCACAUGUGGCUAUGCAGCCUCCCCAGCAUAUGGCUCAGCAACCGCCAAUGCCCGUGAAUAGCAGACCGCCUCCCCAUGGGCCGGCACCCAAUGGCCAAAUGUACAGCCACUUGCCCACGUACGGAAAUCCCGCUUCGUUGCCCCAGAAGCCAGCUACGGGAAUGUGA